AUGCGAUAUUCACUAGUCGUUGCUGGGUUACUGGCUGCUGCAGCUCCAAGUCAACAAGAAAGUACCUCACGUCGUACCAAACAAUCACGACAGUCGAUUAAUUCUACAUAUCCUGGCGCAGUCGAUGUUGCUACUGAAGCAGGUGCAAAAUUCGGUCAAACCAGCGAACCAUUCUAUCCUUCACCAUGGAUGAAUCCAAAUACUGGCGGUUGGGAAGAUGCUUAUGUUAAGGCUAAGGAUUUUGUUUCUCAACUCACGUUGACUGAGAAGGUUAACUUAACUACUGGUGUUGGUUGGGAAGGUGAACAAUGUGUUGGUCAAGUAGGAUCUAUUCCUCGACUUGGUUUCAGAUCAUUGUGUAUGCAAGAUUCUCCAGUUGGUCUUCGGGAUACCGAUUUCAACUCGGUAUUUUCGAGUGGACAAUCUGUUGCAGCUACUUUUGAUCGUGGUUUGAUGUAUGCUCGAGGAUAUGCUAUGGGUCAAGAACAUAAAGCAAAAGGUGUAACUGUUCAACUUGGUCCAGUUGCUGGUCCUCUAGGUCGUGCACCACAAGGUGGACGUAACUGGGAAGGAUUCAGCCCUGAUCCUGUUCUGACAGGUAUUGGAAUUGCUGAAACUAUCAAAGGUAUUCAAGAUGCCGGUGUUAUUGCUUGUGCUAAGCAUUUCAUUGGUAAUGAACAGGAACAUUUCCGUCAAUCUGGUGAAGCACAAGGCUUUGGUUACAACAUUACCGAAUCCAGUUCAUCAAACAUCGAUGAUGUAACGAUGCAUGAAACUUACCUGUGGCCAUUUGCAGACGCAGUUCGGGCUGGUGUUGGUUCCAUUAUGUGUUCUUACAAUCAAGUCAACAACUCGUAUGCCUGUCAAAACUCUAAGAUGCUCAACAAUUUACUCAAGGAUGAGCUUGGAUUCCAAGGAUUCGUUAUGAGUGAUUGGCAAGCUCAACAUACUGGAGCGGCUUCAGCAGUAGCUGGAUUGGACAUGACCAUGCCUGGUGAUACUGUCUUCAGCAGCGGAGAAAGUUACUGGGGAACGAAUCUCACGCUAGCAGUCAUUAACGGAACUGUUCCAGAAUGGAGAAUUGACGAUAUGGCAAUGAGAAUUAUGGCUGCUUACUUCAAGGUUGGUUUGACUCUCGAUGAACCAGAGAUCAACUUUUCCUCGUGGACUUUCGAUACAUACGGACCACUUCACUAUGCUGCCGGAAAGGAUGUUCAACAAAUCAACUUCCACGUCGAUGUUCGGGGAGAUCAUGCAAAGUUGAUCAGAGAUAUUGGAGCUCGAUCAACAGUUCUUUUGAAGAAUACCAACAACGCACUUCCUCUUCACAAGCCAAAGUUCCUUGCUGUGAUUGGAGAAGAUGCGGGGCCAAAUGCUUACGGACCUAAUGGAUGCCCUGACAGAGGUUGCGAUAAUGGCACUCUUGGUAUGGCUUGGGGAUCUGGUUCCUCAAACUUCCCUUACCUCAUCACUCCAGAUACUGCUCUUCAAAACCAAGCGAUUACCGAUGGCACUGUUUAUCAAAGUAUCUUCGAUAACUAUGCUACAUCCGAAAUUGAAGCACUUGUUAGUCAAGAAGUCACAGCUAUCGUUUUCGUCAACGCCGACUCUGGAGAAGGAUAUAUCAGUGUUGAUGGAAAUGAAGGUGAUCGUCAAAACCUUACUCUUUGGCAUUCUGGAGAUGCAUUGAUUCAAAAUGUGGCUGCCCUUUGCAACAACACUAUUGUUGUUAUUCACUCCACUGGACCUACUUUGGUUGGUGACUGGUAUGACAACGAGAACGUCACGGCAAUCUUGUGGGCUGGUGUACCAGGACAAGAAAGUGGAAAUAGUAUCACUGAUGUUCUCUACGGAAAGGUUAACCCUGCUGCACGCACACCAUUCACAUGGGGUCCAACCAGGGAGAGUUAUGGUACCGAUAUUCUCUACAAGCCAAACAACGGCGAAGCUGCACCACAACUCGACUUCACCGAAGGAAACUUCAUCGACUACCGUGCUUUUGAUGCUCAAAACAUCACUCCAAUUUACGAAUUUGGUUUUGGUCUCUCAUACACCACAUUUGAUUACUACGGUCUCAUUGUAACCAAGAGUACCAACGCAAGCAGCACUUAUACUCCAUCAUCUGGAUCGACCGAAGCAGCUCCAAGUUUCGGAAACUUCUCUACAGAUCUCAACGAUUAUCUCUUCCCCAACGGUUCUUUCCCAUACGUCUACCAAUACAUCUACCCCUAUCUCAACACCAGCGACGCAGCCGCCGCCUCCGCAGAUCCAAAAUAUGGGCAAACCGCCUCGGAAUUCCUCCCCCCAGGAGCCACAGACGGCUCCGCACAACCCAUACUCGCAGCAGGUGGUGCACCAGGCGGAAACCCCGAACUCUACGAGGUUCUCUACACGGUGACUGCGCAAGUCCACAACAGCGGCACACUCAACGGCGAAGAAGUUCCUCAACUCUACGUCAAACUUGGUGGUCCCAAUGAUCCUCUUAUCGUCUUGCGAGGGUUUGAACGUCUCUCGAUUGAUGCGGGUUCAACAGCUACUUUUACGGCGGAUUUGACUAGGAGAGAUUUGAGCAAUUGGGAUACUGCGGCCCAAAAUUGGUUUAUUAGUGAUUAUACGAAGACGGUUUAUGUAGGUUCUAGUUCGAGGAUUUUACCGCUGAGUCAGGAUUUGGUUUAG
Messenger RNA from Sclerotinia borealis F-4128, 2676 nucleotides. The record is from the annotation of a GenBank genome assembly. Lineage: Eukaryota; Fungi; Ascomycota; Leotiomycetes; Helotiales; Sclerotiniaceae.